AUGCCCCUAGGUCUGCACAUGAUGACUUGGGAUUUCCUCAAUUGGAAAUAUGCGCAUGAGGACAUCCGGAUUCCAUGGCAAGCUGGCAAGUAUGUUCAUUCUCAGAACAGAGCCAUCCGCGUUCUCUGUAUGUGGAAUGUUCAGGUUCCAAGUGAAAGAACAAACAGACCUGCAUAUAUAUACCGAGCAAUGAACCCGCAGCAGCAGAUGCGAAGCCAAAAGGUCCAAGUCGUGGCCAGAAACAAGCCAAGACACAGACUACGGCAUCUGAUACUAUUAUACAAUAUAUCCACAGAAGCGUUGUCGUCGGCUUAUAGCAUACAACAGCAGCAACAAGAUCAACAUCCCAGCAUCUUCAUACUAUACACCAUUGCUCAGUACAUCUCAGCCAGAUCCAGAACCCAAACCAUGUGUCGGGAAAACUACUUCCAGAUGAAUUGUGAGACUUGUGACAAAGAGCUGGCAACCGAUAUGACCCUUGAUCGUUGCGAAGCAGGCUAUUUCUUUCAAAACUAUGAACUCUGUCCGAACGGUGUUCAGAGCUUGUUAGAGAUCAUUGAGGUGAAGUGUUUGACAUGCAAGGAGGAAGAGGAUAUGAUGGAUACUGAUGAGUUGGCAGACAUACUGUCCACACAUAUCUAG
This is a messenger RNA of Fusarium verticillioides 7600, 642 nucleotides long. RefSeq lists its product as hypothetical. Lineage: Eukaryota; Fungi; Ascomycota; Sordariomycetes; Hypocreales; Nectriaceae. The transcript is spliced from 2 exons. The record is from RefSeq and is a predicted model, not a curated record. The coding region runs from base 1 to 642 and encodes 213 amino acids.